This is a messenger RNA of Nicrophorus vespilloides, 1438 nucleotides long. RefSeq names its product tRNA (guanine(37)-N1)-methyltransferase. The transcript is spliced from 3 exons. The coding region runs from base 17 to 1357 and encodes 446 amino acids. Gene Ontology annotation, cellular component: cytoplasm; mitochondrial matrix. The record is from RefSeq and is a predicted model, not a curated record. Gene Ontology annotation, biological process: tRNA N1-guanine methylation; mitochondrial tRNA methylation. NCBI's taxonomy places the organism in Eukaryota, Metazoa, Arthropoda, Insecta, Coleoptera, Silphidae.
AUUGAGUAUAAAAUUGAUGCGUGGUGCACGCGCCUUUCUCGAUUUCUGCACGAAAUUUCGUAAAAUAUUUUCACCCGCCUCCGGAAUGGAAGAAGCGCUGAAACCGCCGUCGCUCGUUGCGAACAUGAAAGUGUUGGAUAAAGAACUAUUCAAUAAGGAAAUUGAACUGCCCUACAUUGGUGUGGCCGAUAACAAGGUAUCUGAUAUAUUACCCAAAAUGAAGAAGUACUUGUUACGGGUGGAUCAUUACAAACCCAUAUCUCGAUUGGAUGAUAACAUUGUGUUAUUCCUGAACCCACUGAAAGUCGGUAGAUGGGAGGAUCUGGAGGAGACGGAUAGGAAUUACCUGGUGGGCAAGAACAUAGAUGCACAUCUAUUCAAAUUUCACAAGGAAGUAUUGAAGUACAAUAAUUAUUCGGCAGAGGAUGUGCUGCGGGCUGUGCUGCCAAAAGAUAAAGAGGGCAUGGCGAGUUUCACGAAGAUCGGUCAUAUAGUGCACGUGAAUUUGCGCGAACAUUUGCUCCCCUAUAAAAACGUGAUUGGAGAGGUGCUCUUUGAUAAAGUCUCUGGCUGCAGAACGGUGGUGAACAAAGUGAACAUGAUCGACAACACGUACAGAAAUUUUCAGAUGGAAAUCUUAUGUGGAGAAGAGGAUUUCGUGGCGAAGCUUAAAGAGAACAAAUGUACCUUCGAGUUUGACUUCUCCAAGGUGUACUGGAAUUCGAGACUCUGCACCGAGCACGAAAGAAUCGUCGAUCUGGUUGGGACCGAAGAUGUACUCUUCGAUGUUUUCGCCGGAGUCGGACCGUUCUCGGUGCCCGUCGCCAAGAAGAAAUGCCCGGUUUUCGCAAACGAUUUAAACCCGGAAUCGUAUAAAUGGCUGAAACACAACGCAAAGAUUAACAAGAUCGGUGAUAAUUUGAGCAUGUCGAACAAGGAUGGAAAGGAUUUCAUCUUGAAUGAAGUUAAAGAUAAACUGCUGGGGUUCGUUAAGGAGAGGAAGAGGGUUUUCGUCGUGAUGAAUUUACCUGCAUUGGCUGUAGAGUUCUUGGGGGCGUUCAAUGGGCUGUACUCUGAUGUUCAGCGGGUCGAGAUGGAUACGCCCCCAACGAUUUACGUGUACUGCUUCGCAAAGGGGGAGGAGCCUGAGGAGAUUGCCAGGAGAUUGGUCGUCGAGAACUUCGGUUGGGAUGUGAGUGCGAAGAUCCUGGAGGUGUUCCGCGUGCGUACGGUCAGCUCGAUGAAGGAGAUGAUGCGAGUCGCGAUCCGCCUUGACGAGGACAUCAAAACAAACAUUUCGUUUUGCAGUUCCAGAUCAAGGUUAAGGAAAAGGUGCUCGAGAUCGACGGUCUGCUGAAGAGCAUGCAGGGAGAUCUGUGCACAACCGGUAACGGCAGCGGAGGCGGCAACAAAAACGAUAAGGGCGUUGUAGGAGGCG